AUGGGGGACCGCACACAGCGCCAACCGUCUUGGCUGCGAGAUAUCACCAAGAAUGUUCCAUGGCUGCUGCUCACGGUACAAUCAACGGGGUUUGUUUUGCUCGCCCAUUAUUCUCGAGUGAUGCCCCCCGCCGGUGGGAAGCGAUAUCUGACCUCCACCGCCGUUUUUCUGAACGAGAUGGUCAAGCUGGCCAUUUCUCUCACAAUGGCCCUCUAUGACGUCUCCAAGGCCGCGCCCCUCUCGAUGCCCGCCACAUCCCUCUUCUUCUCCCUCACUAGCGCUGUCUUUUCGGGCGACAGUUGGAAACUUGCAAUCCCUGCCAGUCUCGGCGUUUUAUCCAGUUCGCUACAAUACAUCGCACUGUCCAAUAUGCAGGCGGCGAGUUUCCAGGUUACUUCGCAAUUGCAGUUCUUUACGACUGCGAUCUUUGGUCUGAUGGUUCUCCGUCGGAGUAUCGCACCUCAAAAGUGGGGCUUACUCUUGUUGCUUCUCGUGGGCGUUGCCCUUGUUCAGAUUCCGGAUGCCAAUUCAGAUCAAAUGACCCUGCAGGAUGAAAGCGCGUCUUUGCAUUUUCCCAGAUCACUUGAAGAAUGGAAGGCCGCCAAGGGAAUUUCACGUAAUAUGCACAAACGUUCUGCGACAUACGAAGGCAUUGAGGAGGAUAUUCAGACCGCCGACCCACACUUGAACCCGACAUUGGGUCUGCUCGCGAUCAUCGGUGCCGCGCUAGCUUCCGGCCUCGGUGGAAUCUACUUUGAGAAGGUUCUCAAGGACAGCUCAAACCACACUUCGCUGUGGGUGCGCAAUGUUCAACUGACAAUCUACUCUGUGUUCCCAGCACUCUUCAUUGGUGUCGUUUUCCGCGACGGCGAUACCAUCUCCAAUGGUGGCUUUUUCCAAGGCUACAACUGGGCCGUAUGGACCACCAUCGUGGUUCAAGCCCUGGGCGGUAUACUAUCCACAUUUUCCAUCAGCUCUUCCCAGAGAGAUCCCAAGUCGCUGGCCCCCACCAUCAGCACUGUUCUAAGCAUUCUUGCAAGUAUUUACUUAUUUGAUUUCGAGCUCACUGCAAGGUUUUUUGUUGGGUCUGCUGCUAUUUUGGUCGCAACACACUAUUAUGGGAACCCGUGUUAUACCUCCACAGGCAUCCGGCCUCCUCCAAUUCGCAUUGAUGCAUACGAGAAAGAUAGCGGUGCUGACAGUGGAUCACCCGUGUCAAACUCCCCCGACGAAUUUUCGAUUAAACUACCCAGCACUCCGUUCUUGUCGGAUGGUCUCUCGUCCUCCCGUCCUACCUCUCCGAGCCCGAGUCACCACACUCGUGUUAGUUCUAGCCGGAACGUGAGUGGGAGCAGCUACUUCGAUAAGGAGUAG
Molecule: messenger RNA, 1374 nt
Organism: Penicillium cosmopolitanum
Lineage: Eukaryota; Fungi; Ascomycota; Eurotiomycetes; Eurotiales; Aspergillaceae
Product: putative UDP-galactose transporter
Exons: 4
Coding region: 1-1374 (457 amino acids)
Biological process (GO): pyrimidine nucleotide-sugar transmembrane transport
Cellular component (GO): Golgi membrane
Molecular function (GO): UDP-galactose transmembrane transporter activity
Source: RefSeq, a predicted model, not a curated record